This is a messenger RNA of Cuscuta epithymum, 1482 nucleotides long. NCBI's taxonomy places the organism in Eukaryota, Viridiplantae, Streptophyta, Magnoliopsida, Solanales, Convolvulaceae. The record is from the annotation of a GenBank genome assembly.
ACCCUGUUAUGUCAUUUACUCGUUUAGACGAGGUUGGGGAAAACCGCUCUAGAACCAAACCCAACCACCCGGUUGCUGGUAGUUCAACAAGGGCGUGUUUGCCAAAUUCUGUUUUCCCGUCAAAACCAUGCUUCGGCUUCAACUUCCGCUUCAGCGGCAGCUUAUGCUCGACUGCCGUGGCUUCGUACCCUUGGCCACGCCGCCACUCUCAAGACCUCCGCUAAAUCCACUCUCCUGGAAGCUUCCCUUUUAUUUCACUCCUACUUCUUCGUCUUCUUGCUGCCUCACGCCCAAAAUUUCACUUCCACUUCGAACUUCCCGGUCUCGUGUCUUCUACAAUUUGAAGGAUUCAGAUAUUACAUCAAAGCUGGAGCUUGGGAACCCCAUUGAGAAGAAUAAACCAGAGAAGCGUGUGAAUGGAAUUUUCUGGAUUCUACUCAUAAACCUUGGGAUAUUCGUUGCAGAUCACAUUUUCCAGGUUGGGGGCAUAAAAACAUUGUAUUUAUACCAUAAUCAUCCUUCUUGGUACCAGUUUGUGACUGCCACAUUCUGUCAUUUUAACUGGAACCAUUUAUCAAGCAACCUCUUCUUCUUGUAUAUUUUUGGAAAACUUGUUGAAGAGGAAGAAGGAAACCUUGCAUUAUGGUUUUCUUAUCUGUUAACUGGGGCUGGGGCGAACCUUGUUUCAUGGCUAGUUCUUCCUAGAAAUGCAGUUUCUAUUGGGGCAUCUGGUGCAGUGUAUGGACUGUUCGCAAUUAGUGUACUUGUUAAGAUUUCUUGGGACUGGAGGAGGAUUCUUGAAACACUUAUCUUGGGUCAGUUUGUUGUGGAAAGGGUGAUGGAAGCUGCCCAAGCUUCAACAGUAUUGCCAGGCAGUUUUAGUGGAAGUUAUGCGCUGCAGAGCAUCAAUCACAUUGCACAUCUAUCAGGUGCAUUAAUUGGUGUAGCUUUAAUAUGCCUUCUAAGUCGAAUACCUUCACAACCAUCUGAAACAAACAAGGGGAAGAACAUGCGCUGACUGUUUCUUAAAAACUGGGUUUGCAUAGAUGGGUAUGAAAGCAUGUUGACUUCUACAUUUUUCAUCCCUUGCUGUCUCAUUCACUUCAUAAAUUCUGGAUCAGUAAUGCUCAUUGCUCAAUAUCGGGACAGGCAAAGACAUUACUAAUAUGAAUAUCAUGUUGAAAACCAUGGAGCCAGCAGUCAGGUCUUUUCCUUUUGAUGUGGAGUUGUAGUGCUCACCAAUGUCAAGGUAAGCUGAAAAUAGAUUUGGAGGUUACAAAAUGAAAUCUAUGUUAACUUUAGGAUUGUAUAUUUUGUGUUGAACAUUAAACACUUGUUUAAACGUUGUGUUUGGUGUUGGACCGACAUCAAUUGAAAUGAUUUCUCAAUCUGGCUUAGAAAAAGUGUUGCUUGUUAUACUAUUUUUAAUUUUAAUUUUUAUUGUAUCACUGUUCAUUUAAAAUGAAAUUUACUUGUCCGAAA